CUUCGGCACUCGGCUCAAUAAGCCUUUUCGUUCCCUUCUUCCUCUAUUCUGAUCAGCAACAGAAAUCUUUAAGAAAGGAGAAGAAGAAUAGACGAAGAUUAAACUCUUUUUAAUUAAUAUUCUUCCCCAUAAAAUUAAUCCAGGAAGUAAAAUGAUGGGCCCGUGGCCCCUUCAAUGUCUUAUUUUGUUGUUGGUGACAAUACCAGCAGCAUUGACAACCGAUAACGAUGGCACUCCGACACUACCCAAGAAUCAAUGUGAAUUUAAAACGACGAAUAUUGUCCCGGAAAUGGUAAAAGUUACUAAAUAUGAAGAAAAAGAUUUCGUUGACUGUGAUGAAGCCACCCAAAAAGGAUGGCGGAUUAAGGAUCAACGGGGUCCGUCUGACAACCCGUACUGUUUAGUGGAUGUCCCCGUCACAAAGCUUGAAGAGCAAAAUGUGACAAAGACUACUACAACGGUACGGUGCUGCGUUGGUUGGACUGGUGAUGACUGCUUAACGGCAGUUUGCAUGAAAACUUGCCAGAAUGGCGGUAAUUGCGAAUCACCUAACAAAUGCGACUGCAGCGGAACUGGAUAUGUUGGGGAACAAUGCGAAACUCCUGUCUGCAGCAAGUCCUGCGGUAGUAAUGGGAUUUGUUCAGCUCCUGAAACGUGUACCUGUUCAGAUGGGUAUACAGGAGAACAAUGCGACACACCAAACUGCCCAGGCUGUGAUGCUUCAAAAGGUACUUGCGUCAAACCUAAUUUGUGCGUAUGCAAAGAAGGUUGGAAAGGAGUAAAGUGCAAUGAACCAUCCUGCUCAAGUGACUGUUUGAAUGGAGGAACUUGUGUUGCCACAGAAACCGGAGGAAAAUGUAAAUGUUCAAAAGGAUGGUCUGGUGAUGACUGUAGUCAGGCUCUAUGUCCAAACGGAUGCUUCAAUAACGGAAAGUGUAUAUCACCCAAUCAUUGUUCCUGCCCUGAAGGUUUUUCCGGCCCAACUUGUGGUCUACGUGUAAUUUCGAACGAUAACGUCAACAACGUUAAAGUUGUUGGAUCAGCUCUCUACGAAGAUCACGGAUCUUGUACUGCUUGGGGAACUAAGCAUUUUAUAACUUUCGACAAAAGAGCUUUCACAUUUGCAGGAAAAGGAACUUAUACACUUGUUCAAGAUUGUAGUGGUUCUGCUCAAGCUAAUUAUCAAGUAUACAUUAAUCAAACAUAUUCAUGUGCAGAGGAUACUGGCUGUAAAGCCGCUUUGAAGGUCACAAGCGGAAAGCAAGUUGUUAUUAUUGCACCCGAAGGAACUUAUGUUGAUGGUGUCCUUACACAAACUCCAACUACCGUUGGAAAGAUUGUUCUUAGUCGUUCUGCAGAAUAUACAGUAGUAAAAGGACUCGAUGAAUUGAAAGUAACUUAUGACGGAAGUUCAACAGUUAGCGUUUGGGCUCCUGACACAAUGAAAGGCAAAGUAUGCGGUCUUUGCGGAAAUUUCAACGGAAAUUCAACAGAUGAAUAUACAACUAUUCAAGGAAAACUUUUGGACAAUUACGUUGAAUUUGGCAACUCUUGGAUCGAUCCUACAGAAGAGAGAAAUAUUGAAGCUGUUAAAUUGCCAGCCGCUUCCGCUUGCUCUACACUCAGCAUUGAAGAAGUUAAUGAAAUCAAAGCUCAAUGUAAAGUUUUAGAACAGACUGGUUUAGCAUUUGCAACUUGCGGAAAUGCUGUUGAUGCCGGAUAUUAUAUAAAUAUAUGCGUCAAUGAUUUAUGUUCAUGCAAAGCUGAAGGAUCCAACAAUUGCGCAAUGAAACGUUGCGAUAUUUUCCAACAAUAUAGUAGAAUUUGCUCCCAAAAGGGAAUUGUUCUUAAUUGGAGAACUGCAGAUUUUUGUCCAGCACCACAAUGCGAAAAUGGAAAAAUUUUCAAGGAAUGCGGAUUGGACUGCGGUCAAGAAUGCGGUAGUCAAGGAUUUGAAAAUGAAUGCAGUUCUGUACAAUGUGUUGACGGUUGCUUCUGUCCAGCUGGAACACUUUGGGAUGGCGACAAAUGCGUUAAGAAGGAAGAAUGCUCUUGUAAAAGAAAGACUGGAGGCAAAUCCUACGCCGUAGGUGAACAUUAUACAAAUGAUUGCGAAAAAUGUACAUGCAGCCCUGGAGGUUUGUGGAAGUGUACACCAACACCAAAUUGCGUGGGACGUUGUCAAGUUAGCGGAGAUCCUCAUUAUAAAACAUUCGACGGUCGUUACUUUUCAUUCAACGGUCAAUGCGAAUACGUAUUGACUAUGCCAGGAAGAGGCGUUUCACUCUCUACUCCCUUCACUAUCUGGGUUGAAAAUACAAUUUGUAAAACAACCGAAGAUUCAGUUUGCACAAAAAUGGUUACAAUUCAAAUAAAGAAAAACGGAAAGGAAUACUUACUUAGAUUGAAGAAAGCUUCAGUCGAAUUAUCGGGAACAAAAGUCGCUUUACCAUUAAAUAUGGAUGGAAUAUAUGUUAGACACGUUUCAAGUAUCUUGACAAGAUUAACAACAGACAUUGGUUUGGAAGUUCUUUGGGACGGUGGAUCAAGAAUUGAAGUUAUUGUUGACAGUAAAUACAGAAACAAACUUAUGGGUCUCUGUGGUAACUUUAACGGAAAGAUCACAGACGAUUCAAUGACAGCUUCAGGCGAUGAUGUUAAGAAUGUUACCCAAUUUGCUAAUGAUUGGAAAACUAGCGCAGAAUGUAAGACUUCCUUUUCCGGUAUCUAUGAGAGCGCCUGUACACAAAGCAUCCAAUACGCCGCCUUUGCCAAAAAGACAUGCUCUGCAUUGACUGAAGGAAAAUUCAAGGCUUGUAAUGAUGUUGUCGAUCCAAAAACCUAUAUUCAACAAUGCGAACACGAUAUUUGCACUUGCGGAAGCCGAGAAAAGACUACACACGACUGCGAAUGUACAGCAAUGGCUAGUUAUUCAAGAGCUUGUGCCCUUAAAAGAGUUAUUCUUGAUUGGAGAAGCGAUAAUCUAUGUAAAAUAUCCUGUACAAAGGGACGAGUCUAUAAAGAAUGUGGAAAGAAUUGCGGUACAACUUGUAGAAGUGUACAGCCAGAGAAUUGUAAGGAAGAAUGUAUCGAAGGUUGCCAAUGUCCUGAUGGACAAAAAUGGGAUGAUGAAUCUCAAUCAUGCGUUAUUGAAAGCGAAUGCAAGUGCUACUUUAAAGGAGAGACAUACAGUCCAGGCACUAAGAGAGUGGACAAAUGUAAUACUUGUAAAUGUAUUAAUGGCGAUUGGACCUGUACUAAAGAGGAUUGUACAACUACUCAAGUUUGUCCAGCCGGUAAAGUAUGGAAUAGCUGUUCCGAUUGUGAAAAGACAUGUGAUAAUAUGCACAUUUCUUGCCCAACUGCUUCUUGCCGAAAGGAAGGAUGUACAUGCCCAAAGGGAAAAGUCCUUUCUGCUGAUGGAAAAUGCAUCACUCCUGACCAAUGUCCUUGUCACUUUCAAGGAAAGAGUUACAAAGAUGGUUCAGUUAUCAAGAGAGACUGCAAUCAUUGUUACUGUUCUAACAGCAGCUGGGUUUGUACAACAAAGAACUGCCCAGGAUUGUGUCAAGCUUACGGAGAUCCUCAUUACAUCACUUUUGAUGGUAAAGCUUACGAAUUUCAAGGAGCAUGCAGCUACGUUCUAGCUGAAGAUUUCUGCGGUGGAGCCGGAACCUUCAGAGUUACAGUGGAGAAUGUUCCUUGCGGAGCAGAAGGACUUUCGUGCACAAAGAGCGCCAAAGUUAUACUCUACGAUACAGUUAUUCAUUUUGUUAGAGGUACCGCCCCAAUCAUAUCAAAGAAUCCACUUGCCGGACCAAAUACACCAAAAGCUAAAUACGAAUUCAAGGAAGCUGGCGUUUUCAUUAUUAUGACUACACCACAUGGCUUGACUAUUCAAUGGGACAAGGGUAUGAGAAUCUACGUCACACUAGCCCCAUCAUAUAUGGGCAAGGUUUGCGGUAUGUGCGGUAACUUCGACGGCAAAGCUGACAACGACUUCCGUGCUAGAAGUGGCCAAUUGGAAGAUAAAGCCCUUAUUUUCGCCAACAGCUGGAGAGUUAAGGAAUCUUGUCCAAGUGUUAAGAAAGACGCAACCAAUCCAUGCGAUAAGAGUCCAGAAAGAGAAAUGUGGGCCAAGCACGCUUGUAACAUUUUAAGAACUCCAGCUUUCAGUAAAUGUCAUGAUGCUGUUGAAGUUGAAAGAUACUACAAAGAUUGCGUUUGGGAUUCGUGCGGUUGUGCCAGAGGAGGAGAUUGCGAAUGUCUCUGUACAGCUGUAGCUGCUUACGUUAAGGCUUGUAAUGAAAAAGGCAUCCCAAUCAAAUGGAGAAGUGAGAACCAUUGUCCAAUGGAAUGCGACGGUGGAAAAACUUACAAGGCUUGCGGAACAUCAUGCCCUAAACAUUGCUACGAUUCUGCAUUGAAAAGAAAGGAAGGAUGUACAACAACAUGCGUUGAAGGGUGUCACUGUCCAGAAGGAACCGUUCUUCACAAAGGACAAUGCGUUAAGCACCAAUCGUGUACUUGUACUGAUCCUUUAACAAAGAGAGAAUACGCUCCACUUACGAAAGUAGCUAGAGGAUGUGACCUUUGCGAAUGUGUUGGUGGUGAAUUUAAAUGUAAGCGCAAUCCAUUCUGUGGUGUUGAACAAACAACAACAACAACACCAGGACCAACCACUCAAUUCUGCGGUGGAGAAGAUAAAAUGUCUUGUAACAGUCCAACAGGAACUUGCGCUACAACUUGUAACGGUAUUAGAGAAUGUAUGCACCCUAAUGACGAAGACAAUUGUCCAACGACAACUGAGAGUACAACUACAACAACAACAACAACAACAACAACAACAACAACAACCACUACACCAGAACCAACAACAACAACAACAACACCAACCACAACAACUGUCCCAACAACAACUGCUUUGGUUUGUGAUGCUAUGACUCAAGUAAAGUCAGCCUGCAAAGUGAAAUGUCCAAAAACUUGCGAUUAUGAAUCAAAAACUACUCCUUGUAAAGACUCAAGUGAAGUUCAUACUUGCAAGGAAGGUUGCGAAUGUAAAUUAGACCAUGCUUGGCAAGGAGAUAGAUGUAUCAAGGAAGACCAAUGUAGCUGCUACGAUAAGACUGAAAAAGUUCGUAGAUCUGCCUAUGAAACAUGGAGAUCUGGUUGCGAAAAAUGCGAAUGUAAAAACAACAAGGUAGUCUGUAAAAAAGACUGUUCUGAUGAACCUUGUGGAGAGGGUUUGAGCAGAGUUAGCGUUGCUGGAGAAUGUUGUCCAGUAUGUAUGAAAACUACCACCGAAUCUGGACCUACAACAACAACAGUAGCAACUACUACACCAGCUCCAACAACAACUCCCGAACCAACCACAACUGUUACAACUACCACUGUUACUCCUGCCUGUCCAAUUAAGGAAGGUAUGGAUAAUCCACUCCUUAUUCCAAACGAAAGAAUCAGAUCUAGCCCAAAAAUGAGCGACAACAAUGAUAUAAGACCAAGCUCUGUAUCAGGCUGGAAGAUACCAUUGAAGGAAGCUAUCGACGAAAAGCCAUGGGUUGAAAUUGAUCUAGUUGAAAAAUCUGAAACAUUGAACCCAGUUCCAGUGGAUCGUGUUCAAAUUACUGGAAUAGCCAAAUAUACUGUUUUGUAUAAAGUAGAUAGUAGAGCUGAUAAAUGGACUCCAUACACUGAGAAUGGAGUUUCUAAACAAUUUGAUCCAACCGAUGAUGAAGUUGACAGAUUCCGUCCAACAUUUGCAGCUGAAUCAAUUAAAAUAGUAUUCAACGUUCCAUUGAGAGGAGGCGAUGUUGUUAUCAAGGCAGAGGUUUUCGCUUGUUUCCAUGAACCAGCCUCCACAACCACUCCCCUUACCACCACUACCACCACUGAUACCACAACCACCCCUAUCCAAACUACCACCUCACCCGUUGAAACCACCUCUAAAGGUCCCAUGUGUCCACUUAUUGAAGGUAUGGGAUCUGAUCAACCAGUGUUUAUCCCCGAUAGUAGAAUUAGCUCUGUUCCCUCUGAUGACGGAACCCCAGCUUUGGCUAAGCCAACCAAUGAAGGUUCUUGGAAGCCUUCUGCCAAGGGUUUAACAAAGCCAAUUCUCAUAAUUAAUUUGGUAAGACCAGACGAAAAGGUUGAACCAAUAUUCGUUGAUGCUGUUGAUAUUAUUGGCAACGUAAAGACUUUCACAGUCUCUUACAAAGCUGAUGAAAAUUCACCAACUUGGACUGACGUAACAGAAGAUGGAAAGCUUAAAGAAUUUGAUGGAACAAAUGGAAAAGUUCAAUUCCAACCAACAAUUCAAGCUGAAGUUAUUGCUGUAAAACUCCUCCAAACAACUGAUGAUGAUGAAAAAUUUACAGUAAAAGCAAAGGUUUUCGCCUGUUUCCAUGCAGAAGUAACAACCACAACAGCAACUCCAACAACAAUUACAACCACAACUGAAUCUACUACCACCACAGCAACGGAAAUUGUAACAACAACAACAGUUGUUACCACAACCGUUCCAACAACAACAGAAGCAUUCUGUCAAAAACAAGACAUCUUGGUCAGACCAGAAGACUUUAAAUUGCAAGCAUACGGAAGUGAUGAUCCAACAAGCAACUUGUACACAGUCAACAAUGUCUGGAAAUCAAAGACAGCUGAUGAGGUUAAAAUGGUAAGUGCUAGUUUGUCAUUCGACAUGACUGACGAACCAACAAUCACUGACCUCACUGUUGAUAUUCGUGGCGCCGAUGCAAUUGAUGUACAAUUUGGAGAAGGAGAUUCAGCCAUUACAAAGAAUGUUGCAAUUUCUUCAAAGAAUAUCUGGACAUCUCAAUCAGUAAAUCUUCCUAAAGGAAUGAUAACAAGAAGUGUAAACGUUGUUUUCCAUAUGCCAUCCAAUGCACUCUCCGAAAGCUUCAUCGAAGUAAAGAAUCUUAGAGUAAAGGCUUGCUACAAACCAACAAUUGGAACAACAACAACCGUUUCAACAUCUCCCGUACCUACAACAACAGCUACUACUACUCCCGAACCAACAACCACAGCUACUACUACUCCCGAACCAACAACAACAGCCAGUACAACCACUGCUACAACUACAACAUUGCCACCAUUGGGCGAUGGUUGCGAACAUUUAGACUCUUCAGUAUCUGAAGAUAAAUUGGUUGCAAGUUCAAAUGUACCCUUAUCGGAUGCACGUAUGGCUCUUGAAAAAUCAAAUGAAGAAUACUCAGUUUCAUCAGAAGAUGACGUUCUAUUGAGCUUCAAGAUCAAGUCUAGCGAUAUUGUUAAGAUUACAUCGGUUUCAUUCGAAGUUAAAGGAGCCAGUAAUGUUGUACUUGGUUUUGAUGGAUCAAACGGUGAAAUAAGCGCACCAGCCAAGAAUAUUCCAAGAACUGAUGUAUUUAAUACAAUCACUAGUACCUCAAAAAUUGUUGCCAAUAUCCUCAAGAUCAAACUUUCACCUGGCACAUCUGUUCAAGUGAAAAACUUGUAUAUUAGAGCCUGUUAUGAAACACCAACUCAAACAACAACCGUUGAAAUUAAAGAUCAAACACCAACUUUCCCAGUCUUUACCGAUUCAACAACUCAACCUGAACCAACAUGCGGCGUCACAGGACAAAUGUAUGGUUUGUGUACAUGCACUUUGACCUGCGCAGAUAUCAUUUCUGGACGUGGAUGCAGCACUUGGAAAUCUACAGCUGAUAGCCAAGGAAAAUGUUGUAAAUGUCCAAUCGGACAAGUUGUUAAGGAUGGAGUUUGCGUAAAUGAAAAGGAAUGUACUUGUAAAGAUAGUGAAAGCGGCGUUGAAAGAGCUUAUGGAAGUACUUUUAUCGAAGAAGGUACUCAUUCCAACUGCAAGAGAGAAUGCGUUUUUACAACAAAUUGCGAAAAGAAAUGCACUUACACUUGCUCUCUUACAUGCGGAGAAGGCUUCAAGCUGUACCAACCAGAAUCUGGCUGCUGUGAAUGUCUACCAACAACAACCGUUCCAAUUACAACAACUGCAGGAGUUUGCACUUGUCCAACAGGCGCAAAGGCUUGCGACAAUUGCUCAAAAUGUUUCACACCAGAUCUUGUAUGCGAUAGAAGAAACGACUGCAAUGAUAUGUCUGAUGAGAAAGAUUGUCCAUGCUAUUCUAAUGGUAAAACUAUCAAAUCUGGAGAGACAUUUGAAAAGAAUGAAUGCUCUAAAUGUAUUUGUAAGUCAGGAGUGAGUGACUGCAAGAAAACUUGCUCUAUUACAAGUUGCUCAGAUGAUCAAGUACUCAACCUUUACGCCAAUGAUGAAGAAAAAUGUUGCGCUUGCGAAGCUGCCGCAACAACACCAGAACCAACAACCGUAGGAACAACAACACCAGUCUGCAAAGAAGGUGAAAAGGUUGUCGUUAACGAUUGCUUCAGUAAACUUUGUCAAGAAGGUCAAUGGCAACAAGUUGCCGACUGCAAUAAAAAAUGUGGAGAGAAUCAAAGACGAGUUGUUUACGAAACUGGCGCUUGUUGCGCUUGUGAAGAUAUUACAACAACAACAACAACAACAACUGUUCAACCAACAACAACAAAGGAAAUGUGUCCAGCUAAACUUCCAUUUACAGUUUGCAUAAAGACAUGUAAAUUCUGUCAUUUUAUGGAUCCAGAUUGCGUUGAGACAACAAAGGCUAAAUGCGUUUCCGGUUGUGAUUGUCCACUAGGUCAACUCCUUCAAGGAGAAGUAUGCGUUCCAAUGGCCGAUUGUUCUUGCAGAAUGCCAGAUACAAAUGAAGCUCUUCCAGCUGGAAAAUCUCUUACCUAUAAAUGUAAUGUCUACACUUGUAUGGACAACACUUUGAAACAAGCUCCAGUUGUCUGCAAAAAAUGUGGUGAAAAUGAAAAGGAAGUGACCGUUGAAGGUGAAUGCUGUCCAAAAUGCGAAGCAAUUCUUCCAACAGAGCCUACCUGCACUGGUGAUAAGGAAUACACUGCUUGCAUGUGUGUACAAACAUGCUAUACAAAGAAUGACAAAACUUUCAUUUGUCCAACUGCCGAACUCUGCAAACCAGGUUGCCAAUGUAAGGCUGGUUUUGUUGAAGAUUCAAAUGGAAAAUGUAUACCGGAAACCGAUUGUGCAUGCUUUGAUCAAACUUCAAAUAUUUGGAGGAAAUUGGCCGAUACAUGGGAUGUUCAAAAGAAAACUUGUACAGCAACAGAAAACUGUUCAUGUACAAAAGAUGGAAUCAAAUGUAGCAUCAGCUGCGGUGAUCUUAAAUGUGUUGAUGACAAACCAGCAACCGUUGACGCAGCUGGCUGUUGUUCUUGUUUGAAGGAUAGAGAGCUUACUACAACAGUUAAACCAGUUUGUACAAGAAAAACAGUUCUUUGCAAUUUGCCAUGCGACGUUCCACCAACAAUGACAUGCGAACAGUAUAUGAAAUCUACUGGUGUUAAGGCACCAGGCUCUCUUGUUGUCUUGCCACCAAACCCUACAUUCUGUGCUUGUCCUCCAAUUGGAGGUUAUAUGCCUGAAUUACCUAUGGACAUUUCUUUGAUAACACAGUAUAACUUCUGUAUUAAGAGACAAAAGUGUACUUGCUCUUAUCAAGGUCAAACUUAUCCUAAUGGAGCAACAUUCCCUGAAAAAACUGCAGAUGGAGCAUUUAUCAAUUGUAGAACAUGUAAAUGUACAGACAGUGCCAUUCAAUGCGAUGAAGUUGAAGGUUGCGUUACAACUACAACUACAACAGCCGCUCCUACUACAACAGUUACAACACAAGUUCCAUGCGAACUUACAGGAUGCGUUGAAGGAGAUGUUUGCCACAAUGUUGAUGCUAAAUGGAAGAUUUCCGAUUGCGAAACUUGUACUUGCACUGGACCAAACAGUAAGAGAUGCGAAAAGAUCAGUUGUCAGUCCUUGGAUUGUCCAAUCGCAAAGGGUCUUGUUGCUGUUACUUUACCAGAUAUUUGCUGUCCAGUCUGCAAAGAUAUCUGCGUUGGUGAAGCUUUAAGAUGCGACGGAAAAUGCGAUUGUCCAAAGCAAUCCUGUUCCGAUGAAUCCGAAGAGCUUUGCAAAAAAGAUCCACCAAAGCCAAAAUGCACAGACGAAUAUGAGAAACCAUCAGAAAACUGCAAUGCCGAAAUUUUUGUUCGUUCAAGAGUUUGCCAUUCUAAAAAGGAUAUGAAAUAUAAAUCUCCUCAUUGUUGCGAAUGUGAAAAGGGAACAGUUUUCAACGGUGAAAAAUGUAUUCCAAUGGAUAAAUGCGAAUGUAUUGAUGAACUUGGAAAAUUACAUUCACCAACUGAUAAAUGGUCUGAUUCGAAAAAUAAAGAUUGCGUUUCUCAUUUGUGUAUUAAAAAUUCUAUUGAGACAAUUGACGCAAGUAAAGAUUGCUCUGAAAUUCUUUCUUGUAAAGAGGGUGAAAGAGGUCCAGUUAAAGUUGAUGGAGAAUGUUGUCCAAAAUGCCUUGCUAUUGAAACUACUGUUCCACCACCAACAACAACUGCUGAACCAACAACUACAACAACAAAGUGUAUAAACAAUGCCAAAUGUGAAUGUCAAGAAAGUUGUACAGACUCUGAAGCUUGUAAAGAUACGCCAGCUUGUUGCCCAGAUUUUAAUUGUGCAGAAGGAUACAAGAAGAACGAAGAUGGAGCUUGCAUUAAGGAAGCUGAUUGUAUUGCUAUCAAAGAAACAUUUAUCCCCAUCUGCAGUUACCCAACAUUGGCUACUCCAGGAGCUGUUGAAUCAAUCACAGCCACAUCUGUCUGGUCAGAGAAUGGUAAAGCCCAUGAUGCAAGCAAUGUCAUCCCAGGAUUACCUGGUUGGGUAGCAGAUUCAGAUAAAGAUGAUGCUAUGGAACUUGUCGUUAAAUUCACUCUGCCAACUUUUGUAGCUGGUUUAAGUGUCAGAAUGGCUGGAAUAAAAACAUUCCAAAUUUUCUAUUCCAACGACGGUACUGAUUGGGUUCCCUAUAAAGAAGUAGGAAACACACCAAAGGUUUUUGAAAAAGUAUACUUUCCAAGUGGACAAUAUGUACACAUUUACUUCCAACAAGCCUUCUUUGCUAAACUUGUUAAAUUUGACAUCAUUGAAGAAGAAGUACAAAAAGUUGGAGCAAAAACUUUCCCAAAACUCAACAUGGAUGUUUUGUCCUGCCAUAUUCCAAUGUUUGCUGAUGCGGAAUGUAUUGAAAAGGAUGGAAUGGACUCACCUUUAUAUUUACCAAAUAAAUAUAUUAAAUUAUCUCCAACACCAGACGGUUUUACCUCUGAUAUUGUAAGACCUUCAGGUUCAGGAUGGAAUAUUCCAGCAGUCUUUGCAAGUAAACCCACAAUAACUGUACAACUUUCACCUGACUAUAACAGGAAAUCAAUUAUUGUUGAUAAACUUGUCAUCACUGGAAAUGGAGAAGUAGACACAUUGGCCUAUAAACCAAAUGUUGAAUCAGACUUUUUAUUGAUAGGAAAGAAAAAUGUCGGGACAAUUGGUUCAUCCCAAGAAGGAAAAGUUAUUUAUAAUCUCUCAAGAAAGAUUAAAGCUACUGACCUUCGAAUAACCUUCAAAAUUCCAUCAAUCAAGAAAACUGAUGUAUCCAUAAAAUUCUCAGUAUUCGCUUGUUUUGAUUCCGUACAAACAACAACAACUACUACUACACCAAUGCCAACAACAACUACAACACAGGAAACAACUACACCAAUGCCAACAACAACACAAGAAACAACUCAAGCUCCAGUUACAACAACAACGCAACCUGACACAACAACUGCUGUAGUAAUAACAUCAACCAAUCCAACAACAGGACAAACAACUGUUCAAAUAUGUAAAUUUGAAGAAGGCAUGAAUGAACCACAAUAUAUCCCUGAUACAUCAAUCUUUACAAGUACACUAAGUGAAGACUCUAAAGACAAUCCAAAAACCAAUUUAAGGCCAGAUUCCAUAAAACCAUACUUAAUGGAAAAAUCUCAAUCUAACAGUGCAGAUAUAGAUGAUAACCCAUUUGUUGCAAUUGAUCUAACACCUAUUGAUUCUGAAAACGCACCUUUUGUUGAGAAAGUAAAAUUCCCACAAUCCAAUAUUGGUACUGUAACAAUCCAGCGUAAAAUACCAGAUGGUGAAAAAAAUUCUGGACAAUAUCAAACAAUUGCUGAAAAGGCUACUCCAGACACAUCUGAUGCAACAAUUAAGUUUCCAGAACCAAUGAAAAUGAGUGAAAUAAAAAUAAUUUUCUUGACAACAAAUGAUGCAGAAAACACAUUCAAAAUUAAAAUUGCAAUUCAUGCAUGCUUCACAGUUAAGAUCACAACCACAACUCAAGGACCAACAACAACAACAACCCAACAACAAACAACCCAAAUGACAACAACAGUCCCUGAAACAACAACAAUCACAGUACCAUCUACAACAACAACUGAAGUACCUACCACACCUAAAGAAACCACAACUGAAGCUGCACCAACUACAACAACAACUACAACAGCAGCACCAACAACAACAACCACUCUUGUAUCUACAACAACAAUGUCAGUUAAACCAACUGAAGGUACAACAACAACACCUGCCGUUAUUGAAACAACCACAACUACUGCAGGAACAACAACCAAAAUCUGUCCAUUCCAAGAGACAAUGGACAAUCCUGCUGUAAUUGGUCAAGGCCAAAUCAAGACUAGCCCAUCUGAAGAAGGUUCAAAUGAUAAGGUUCGUUUGGACAAGGAAGGAUGGACACCAAAGGUUCCAACCAGCUCAACUGAAGAAAAACCAUAUGUUGAUAUUGACCUCGAUGUUGGUGAUGACAGUAAUGAACCAUAUGUUGAAAAGGUCAUUAUUAAGGGCAAUACUCAGAUAGUAUCAGUAUACAAAAAGAAUGUCAAUGAUGAUGAUUGGACUGGAAUUGUUGAAGAUGUUGAAGUUAAGGAAAAUGGAGAAGUUGUCUUCCCCACAGUUGUAAAGGCCGAUUCUAUAAGAAUUGUACUUGUUAAACCUGAAGAUAAUGAGGAUGGUUCUCCAGUAACUAACUACAGAGUUAAUGUUGGAGUACAUGCUUGUAUCACACCAACUAUGACUACAACAACAUCAGCUCCAACAACAACUAUGACUACAACUACACCUGUAGCUACAACAACAACAGAAGCUACUACAACAGCAGCUCCUACAACAACAACUACUACAACAGCUGCUCCAACAACUACAGCUGGUACAACAACAGAAGCUACAACAACAACAACAAUGAAACCAACUGAAAGUACAACUUUGAGUACAACAACUACUACUAGCACAACAACAACAACAACUGCUAUGGUAACAACUACCACAACUCCAGCAGAAACAACAACAGUCAAGAUCUGUAACUUUGAAGAAGGUAUGGAUGAACCACAAUUUAUCCCAGCUGGACAACUUGAAUCAAGCCCAGAUACCACUGACAAAGAAAACAACCCAUUGACAAACUUGAGACCAAAGAGUGGAAAGGCUUUCGUAUUGCCUGUUCCAAAGAAGGACUCUGAUGAAAAGAAACCAUUUGUCACAGUUGACUUGACACCAACUGAUGAUACUGCUGCUCCAUUUGUUGAGAAGGUACGCUUCCCAGAAUCAAACAUUGGAAAGGUUACAAUCAAGAGAUUGGUACCAGCCAGUGAAAAGAAUGCUGGACAAUAUGAAACUGUUGCUGAUAAUGAAACACCAACUGGUGAUGAUAAUACAAUCAAAUUCACAACACCAGUCCGCAUGGAUAAGAUCCAAAUCAUUUUGGAAGAACCACAAAAUGAUGAUGAUACUGAAUACAAACUUCAUGUUGCUAUACAUGCCUGCUUCAAGGUUAAAGUAACAACAACAACUCAACCACCAACAACAACAACUACAACAGCUGCACCAACAACAACUACUGAAGCUACAACAACAACAGCUGCACCAACUACAACAACAACUACAACAGCAGCACCAACAACAACUAUGACCACAACAGCUGCACCAACAACAACUACUGAAGCUACAACUACAAUUACUGUUCCAUCAACAACUACAGUUACUACAACAACAACUACAACACCAGCACCAACCACAACUGAAGCUACAACAACAGCACCAACUACAACAUCAACAACAGCAGCUCCAACCACAACAAAAACUACUACUACUACCACAGCAGCACCAACAACAACUACUGUUCAAUCUACAACAACAAUGUCAGUUAAACCAACUGAGGGUACAACAACAACACCUGCCAUUGUUACAACAACAACAACUGCUGAAACAACAACAACUAAGGUCUGUCCAUUCAAAGAGACAAUGAAAGAUUCAACAAUCAUUCCAAAGAAACUUAUUAAGACAACUCCUGAAGAUGGAGAAGAUUCAAAUGAUAAGGUUCGUUUGGGUAAGGAAGGCUGGAUUACAAAUGUUCCAACAUCCAGUGAUCAACCUAAACCAACUGUUGAAAUUAAAUUGAAUCGCCAAGAUGAUCCUGAAGAUCCCUAUGUUGAAAAGGUUAUUGUUAAGGGAAAUGCUGGCAAGGUAUCUAUAUACAAGAAAACAAGAACAGAUGAUGAUUACACACCAAUCCAAACUAAUGUUGAUGUACCAAAAGAAGGUGGAGACAUUGUCUUCCCCAAGGUUCAAAAGAUCAACACUAUCAAGAUUGUAUUGGAAGAACCUACAUUGAAUGAAGAUGGAACCCCAGCAAAGAAAUACAAGGUCAACAUUGGAAUCAGUGCUUGUAUCUCAUACACUGUUACAACAACAACAACCACACCAACUCCAACAACAACAACAGAAGCAACUACAACUAUGGCACCAACAACAACAGAAACAACAACAACAACAGCUGCUACAACCACAACUGCUAGAACAACAACUACAACUUCUGCAACAACUACAACAACUGCUAUGGUAACAACUACCACAACUCCAGCAGAAACAACAACAGUCAAGAUCUGUAACUUUGAAGAAGGUAUGGAUGAACCACAAUUUAUCCCAGCUGGACAACUUGAAUCAAGCCCAGAAACCACUGACAAAGAAAACAACCCAUUGACAAACUUGAGACCAAAGAGCGGAAAGGCUUUCGUAUUGCCUGUUCCAAAGAAGGACUCAGAUGAAAAGAAACCAUUUGUCACAGUUGACUUGACACCAACUGAUGAUACUGCUGCUCCAUUUGUUGAGAAGGUACGCUUCCCAGAAUCAAACAUUGGAAAGGUUACAAUCAAGAGAUUGGUACCAGCCAGUGAAAAGAAUGCUGGACAAUACGAAACUGUUGUUACAAGCCAAAAACUUGAUGAUGAUAAUACAAUCAAAUUCACAACACCAGUCCGCAUGGAUAAGAUCCAAAUCAUUUUGGAAGAACCACAAAAUGAUGAUGAUACUGAAUACAAACUUCAUGUUGCUAUACAUGCUUGCUUCAAGGUUAAAAUAACAACAACAACUCAACCACCAACAACAACAACUACAACAGCUGCACCAACUACAACUACUGAAGCUACAACAACAACAGCAGCACCAACAACAACCACUACUCUUCCAUCAACUACAACAGUUGUUGUUACAACUCCAUCUACAACUAUGCAAUCAACAACAACAGCUACAACAGCAGCACCAACAACAACAACUGAAGCUACAACAACAACAGCUGCACCAACUACAACAACAACUACAACAGCAGCACCAACAACAACAACCACUCUUGUAUCUACAACAACAAUGUCAGUUAAACCAACUGAAGGUACAACAACAACACCUGCCGUUAUUGAAACAACCACAACUACUGCAGGAACAACAACCAAAAUCUGUCCAUUCCAAGAGACAAUGGACAAUCCUGCUGUAAUUGGUCAAGGCCAAAUCAAGACUAGCCCAUCUGAAGAAGGUUCAAAUGAUAAGGUUCGUUUGGACAAGGAAGGAUGGACACCAAAGGUUCCAACCAGCUCAACUGAAGAAAAACCAUAUGUUGAUAUUGACCUCGAUGUUGGUGAUGACAGUAAUGAACCAUAUGUUGAAAAGGUCAUUAUUAAGGGCAAUACUCAGAUAGUAUCAGUAUACAAAAAGAAUGUCAAUGAUGAUGAUUGGACUGGAAUUGUUGAAGAUGUUGAAGUUAAGGAAAAUGGAGAAGUUGUCUUCCCCACAGUUGUAAAGGCCGAUUCUAUAAGAAUUGUACUUGUUAAACCUGAAGAUAAUGAGGAUGGUUCUCCAGUAACUAACUACAGAGUUAAUGUUGGAGUACAUGCUUGUAUCACACCAACUAUGACUACAACAACAUCAGCUCCAACAACAACUAUGACUACAACUACACCUGUAGCUACAACAACAACAGAAGCUACUACAACAGCAGCUCCUACAACAACAACUACUACAACAGCUGCUCCAACAACUACAGCUGGUACAACAACAGAAGCUACAACAACAACAACAAUGAAACCAACUGAAAGUACAACUUUGAGUACAACAACUACUACUAGCACAACAACAACAACAACUGCUAUGGUAACAACUACCACAACUCCAGCAGAAACAACAACAGUCAAGAUCUGUAACUUUGAAGAAGGUAUGGAUGAACCACAAUUUAUCCCAGCUGGACAACUUGAAUCAAGCCCAGAUACCACUGACAAAGAAAACAACCCAUUGACAAACUUGAGACCAAAGAGUGGAAAGGCUUUCGUAUUGCCUGUUCCAAAGAAGGACUCUGAUGAAAAGAAACCAUUUGUCACAGUUGACUUGACACCAACUGAUGAUACUGCUGCUCCAUUUGUUGAGAAGGUACGCUUCCCAGAAUCAAACAUUGGAAAGGUUACAAUCAAGAGAUUGGUACCAGCCAGUGAAAAGAAUGCUGGACAAUAUGAAACUGUUGCUGAUAAUGAAACACCAACUGGUGAUGAUAAUACAAUCAAAUUCACAACACCAGUCCGCAUGGAUAAGAUCCAAAUCAUUUUGGAAGAACCACAAAAUGAUGAUGAUACUGAAUACAAACUUCAUGUUGCUAUACAUGCCUGCUUCAAGGUUAAAGUAACAACAACAACUCAACCACCAACAACAACAACUACAACAGCUGCACCAACAACAACUACUGAAGCUACAACAACAACAGCUGCACCAACUACAACAACAACUACAACAGCAGCACCAACAACAACUAUGACCACAACAGCUGCACCAACAACAACUACUGAAGCUACAACUACAAUUACUGUUCCAUCAACAACUACAGUUACUACAACAACAACUACAACACCAGCACCAACCACAACUGAAGCUACAACAACAGCACCAACUACAACAUCAACAACAGCAGCUCCAACCACAACAAAAACUACUACUACUACCACAGCAGCACCAACAACAACUACUGUUCAAUCUACAACAACAAUGUCAGUUAAACCAACUGAGGUCUGUCCAUUCAAAGAGACAAUGAAAGAUUCAACAAUCAUUCCAAAGAAACUUAUUAAGACAACUCCUGAAGAUGGAGAAGAUUCAAAUGAUAAGGUUCGUUUGGAUGAUCCUGAAGAUCCCUAUGUUGAAAAGGUUAUUGUUAAGGGAAAUGCUGGCAAGGUAUCUAUAUACAAGAAAACAAGAACAGAUGAUGAUUACACACCAAUCCAAACUAAUGUUGAUGUACCAAAAGAAGGUGGAGACAUUGUCUUCCCCAAGGUUCAAAAGAUCAACACUAUCAAGAUUGUAUUGGAAGAACCUACAUUGAAUGAAGAUGGAACCCCAGCAAAGAAAUACAAGGUCAACAUUGGAAUCAGUGCUUGUAUCUCAUACACUGUUACAACAACAACAACCACACCAACUCCAACAACAACAACAGAAGCAACUACAACUAUGGCACCAACAACAACAGAAACAACAACAACAACAGCUGCUACAACCACAACUGCUAGAACAACAACUACAACUUCUGCAACAACUACAACAACUGCUAUGGUAACAACUACCACAACUCCAGCAGAAACAACAACAGUCAAGAUCUGUAACUUUGAAGAAGGUAUGGAUGAACCACAAUUUAUCCCAGCUGGACAACUUGAAUCAAGCCCAGAAACCACUGACAAAGAAAACAACCCAUUGACAAACUUGAGACCAAAGAGCGGAAAGGCUUUCGUAUUGCCUGUUCCAAAGAAGGACUCAGAUGAAAAGAAACCAUUUGUCACAGUUGACUUGACACCAACUGAUGAUACUGCUGCUCCAUUGUUGAGAAGGUACGCUUCCCAGAAUCAAACAUUGGAAAGGUUACAAUCAAGAGAUUGGUACCAGCCAGUGAAAAGAAUGCUGGACAAUACGAAACUGUUGUUACAAGCCAAAACUUGA
This is a messenger RNA of Dimorphilus gyrociliatus, 18244 nucleotides long. NCBI's taxonomy places the organism in Eukaryota, Metazoa, Annelida, Polychaeta, Dinophilidae. The record is from the annotation of a GenBank genome assembly.